Messenger RNA from Cephus cinctus (wheat stem sawfly), 644 nucleotides. RefSeq names its product probable glycine-rich RNA-binding protein 1. The record is from RefSeq and is a predicted model, not a curated record. Gene Ontology annotation, molecular function: RNA binding. The coding region runs from base 253 to 516 and encodes 87 amino acids. NCBI's taxonomy places the organism in Eukaryota, Metazoa, Arthropoda, Insecta, Hymenoptera, Cephidae. The transcript has a single exon.
GAGGACAUUGUGGUUACGGUAGCAUUUCUUCUGGAACGCAAUCCUUCUGCAAAGUUUCUCUGUACAUAUCAGGAGCGUAGUGCAGAUUGGUCCAUUGAACAUCUUUUAAACAAGUGGGGUCUUAUUUGUACUCAGAUUUCUCUAACUGAACUGGGUACUGAUUCUGGUAUAAGUAUCCAUGAUUUAAUGCAAGAUCACACUAUACACUUACUAGAUAUUCGAAGGGCAUCGUAAUAGCAAUUGUAUUUUGACAUGGCAUCAAAUGCAGUGAAACAAGUCCACAGGAUCUUUGUUGGAAAUAUACCGUGGACAGUGAGUCAACAGGACUUGAAGAAAUACUUCUCUGAAUUUGGUCACGUGGUCGCAGCUAAACUUAUCGUUGACAAGAAGACCGGCAUCAGCAAGGGUUACGGUUUCGUGACAUUUACGUCGAAAAAUAUUGUCAACACUGUUUGCAGCCGCCAAAAAUUGGAAUUGGAGGGCCACGAGUUAAACGUGGCGCCAACGGUUCAGUAGAAGUAUUGACAGAAACGUAGUCGAUCAACUAUGGCAGAGUGCGAGGAUACUGAAGUAACAGACCUGGAGGAGACCUUCACUAAGGCGGCGAGUCAUCUUCAAUCCCUUGCUGCACGACUAGAUUCCGG